Molecule: messenger RNA, 601 nt
Organism: Sodiomyces alkalinus F11
Lineage: Eukaryota; Fungi; Ascomycota; Sordariomycetes; Glomerellales; Plectosphaerellaceae
Exons: 8
Coding region: 1-462 (153 amino acids)
Source: RefSeq, a predicted model, not a curated record
AUGUCGAGAAAGCCCCGAGUGUCGAGAAGUGUCUGGGUCAAGCUGCUACAUUUAAUGGAAUGUGCAAUAAUUAUCUACGGAGCUCUUUCACCGCUUCUCUUCCGCGAGGUUACAUUUCAGGUUUGCAGCUACAAGGUACAAAGGAAAUGUUUCGAGUUGUAUCGGAAUAUUGACAGGCUUUAUCCAAGAGAUUCUCCGCCGUUCUUCUCCCCCCUUUCUUCCCGGGAGACCCUGCUAGCGCCCUUCCGGCGAGUGUUCGCUUCGGGGCGAGAGCAAUGGCUUCGCACGUCAAGCGGACGGGAAAUCACGUUACUGCAUGACGAAGAGCAUUUUGUGACCAUCAAGAUUAAAUUACCGAUCUUGCCCCGCGAUGACUGGUCUAAAAAUGUUGCCAAAACGCUCGUCAUGACCUGUCGUCUGAUCAGGAAAGCCUGGCCCGUGUGCUGCCAUCUGCAGUUUUGAUCUAUUACUCGUGGAGGCUCGUUCUUCGUCUUGCUAACGGGAUGGAACUUGGUUCACUGCAGUCGGUGGCCGGGCAGAGACAUACACUUCGUACCUACAACGUACAGCAGCAUCUCGCUUUGCAAAAGUUUGCAUCCCC